ACACACGGGCGCACGCACACGGCAGCUGGGCCGGGGACAGCCCUCUCGCCGGCAGCCCCAGAGGUCCGGGGCGUGCAGCCGGGUUCCCCGGAGGGCGCCGCCGGCCGCCCCGCCCCGCCCCGCCCCGCCCCUCGAACCCGCCGGGCCGGCAGCGCUGUGGGCUGCAAAGUUUCGUGGCGCGAGUGCGCCGAGGCAGCGCGCCGACUCGGGCUCGGUUCGGCUCUGCGCUGCUCCGGACGGCCGUGACUGCUGGCCGGGGUCUCGGGCCGCCUGGACCCACGGACCGCACGCCCGCUGCCAGCCCCGCUAAGCCCCUCGCCCCAGGCCGACCUCGGUACCCAGCGCCCUGCUGCCCGGGGUCCCCGAGCGCCCUCCCGCCGCGAGGUCCGUCCGCAGCCUCCGGUGCGCCCGCGCUCGCCCUCCUCCUCCCGGACUUCUCCCUUCGCCGCCCUCACCGCGCCAUGGCUCGUGACCCCGCUCAGACCGCCCGGGGACCCGGGCCCCAACUGCUGCCGCUGCUGCCGCUGCUUCUGCUGCUACUCCGGGACGCGGGCUGCAGCCACAUGGCCCGCGCCUGGUCCGCACCGCCCGCCGCCGCCGCCGACGGCCUGCAGGGGGACAGAGAUCCCCAGCGGCUCCCUGGGGACGCGGCUGCCACUCUGGGCCCCGGCGCCCAGGACAUGGUCGCUGUCCACAUGCACCGGCUCUAUGAGAAGUACAGCCGGCAGGGCGCGAGACCGGGAGGGGGCAACACGGUCCGCAGCUUCAGGGCCAGGCUGGAAGUGAUCGACCAGAAGGCCGUGUAUUUCUUCAACCUGACUUCCAUUCAGGACUCGGAAAUGAUCCUUACGGCCACUUUCCACUUCUUCUCAGAGCCGCCUCGGUGGCCCCGUGCGCGCGAGGUGCUGUGCAAGCCGCAGGCCAAGAACACUUCAGGCGGUCCGCUGCCCCCGAGCACGCCCGCACGCCAGCACUUGCUCUUCCGCAGCCUCUCGAAGAACGCAGCCACGCAGGGGCUACUCCGCGGGGCCAUGGCCCUGGCGUCCCCGCCGCGCGGCCUGUGGCAGGCCAAGGACAUCUCCCCCAUCGUCAAGGCUGCCCGCCGGGAUGGCGAGCUGCUCCUCUCCGCCCAGCUGGAUUCUGGGGAGAGGGACUCCGGGGUGCCCCGGCCCAGCCCCUACGCGCCCUAUAUGCUCGUCUAUGCCAACGACCUGGCCAUCUCGGAGCCCAACAGCGUGGCGGUGACGCUGCAGAGAUACGACCCCUUCCCUGCCGGAGACCCCGAGCCACGUGCAGCCCCCAACAGCUCAGCAGACCCACGCGUGCGCCGAGCCGCCCAGGCCACCGGGCCCCUCCAGGACAACGAGCUACCGGGGCUGGACGAGAGGCCUCCGCGCACCCACGCGCAGCACUUCCACAAGCACCAGCUGUGGUCCAGCCCCUUCCGGGCGCUGAAACCCCGGCCAGGGCGCAAAGACCGCAGGAAGAAGGGCCAGGAGGUGUUCAUUGCCUCCUCGCAGGUGCUGGACUUCGACGAGAAGACGAUGCAGAAAGCCCGGAGGAAGCAGUGGGGUGAGCCGAGGGUAUGCUCCCGGAGGUAUCUGAAGGUGGACUUCGCAGAUAUCGGCUGGAAUGAGUGGAUAAUCUCACCCAAAUCUUUCGAUGCCUACUACUGCGCGGGAGCAUGUGAAUUCCCCAUGCCUAAGAUCGUCCGCCCGUCCAACCAUGCCACCAUCCAGAGCAUUGUCAGGGCUGUGGGCAUCGUCCCUGGCAUCCCAGAGCCCUGCUGUGUUCCUGAUAAGAUGAACUCCCUUGGGGUCCUCUUCCUGGAUGAGAACCGAAAUGUGGUUCUGAAGGUGUACCCCAACAUGUCCGUGGACACCUGUGCCUGCCGGUGAGACCGCUCCAGGCUGGAAAGAAGCUACGCCCAGGAGAACUGCCUUCUCAGAGCCUUCUGCAGCCAGGACUUCACUGGCAGUGCAGUUGCAGACACAGAGCAGAGCUCACAGGCAACAUCACCGGGGGUCAGAAAGAGCUGUCUGCCAGUGCAUCAUUUCGGGGUCUUUCAUUGCUAGUGACUUGCCCCUUAAAUGCCAGCCUGAGUCCCUGAAGGAAUUUAGGAAUUAGCCCUGGCCUGAAAGAGGCCCCUCAUUCAUACCCAGCAUUCUGAAGGCCUGAAAACAAAAGGUGUCCACGAUGUUGGCUUGAUGUGAUCAUCAUCUCAUGAUUGAGCAAGAAGACUAUGCAAAUCCUAGGGCGCUCAUUCCCUGCACACGGAAGGAACUCUGUUUAAAUGCUCAGUUCAGAACACUUUGGGCCACAUAGUGAUUUUGGAAAACAGGAUAAUCGUGGUGUAAAUGGGUGUUUCCUUUCAAAAUCCACUGCAGAGCUUUUAUCCACACAGUAUGCACAUGUAACCGAUGUUGGUUUUUUUCUUAAUAUAUAUAUUUUAUUUUAAAACAACAAAAGAGGAGGGCAUUGACACCAUUCCCCACAGAGAUAAUCAUAAUGAGUGUGGGUUGUUUAAACAUGCAUAUUGAAAUAACACAUACAGUAACAUGUGGGAAUACUAAAAAAUAACCAAGAUUUUAUAUUUUUGUAAAUUAUACUUUCUAUACUGUAGAUUGUGUAUGUUAUGUGUUUUUAUGGAAAGCUAAUAAAUUAAAGAUACAGUGAUAUCUUGAAAAACUGAAUGCCA
This is a messenger RNA of Callithrix jacchus (white-tufted-ear marmoset), 2698 nucleotides long. RefSeq names its product growth differentiation factor 10 (gene GDF10). Lineage: Eukaryota; Metazoa; Chordata; Mammalia; Primates; Cebidae. Gene Ontology annotation, biological process: positive regulation of osteoblast differentiation; osteoblast differentiation. Gene Ontology annotation, cellular component: extracellular region. The record is from RefSeq and is a predicted model, not a curated record. Gene Ontology annotation, molecular function: cytokine activity; growth factor activity.